Messenger RNA from Marmota monax (woodchuck), 11086 nucleotides. RefSeq names its product pseudouridine synthase 7 like (gene Pus7l). The transcript has 9 exons. Lineage: Eukaryota; Metazoa; Chordata; Mammalia; Rodentia; Sciuridae. The record is from RefSeq and is a predicted model, not a curated record. The coding region runs from base 163 to 2256 and encodes 697 amino acids. Gene Ontology annotation, biological process: pseudouridine synthesis. Gene Ontology annotation, cellular component: nucleus. Gene Ontology annotation, molecular function: pseudouridine synthase activity; RNA binding.
UCCCUUUAAAUAUGCCUCCGUCGGAGGCUGAAAAAUCAAAAGCUUCCGGACAUGCGCAGAGCGUGCAGGGGAACGCCUUCUUCUGGACUUAACACCGGUGCGAGAUUUUGGCGCCACGUGGGGAUCGUGUUUGUGUUCAUGAUCAGGCGUUAUUAUUGAAGAAUGGAAGAGGAUACACAUUAUAGAAUCAGGUUUAGUUCUUUGUGUUUCAUCAAUGAGCAUGUUGGAUUUCAGGGUACUAUAAAAAGCUCACCAGGUGACUUUAUUGUUAUUGAGAUUGAUGAACAAGGACAGUUAGUUAAUAAAGCCAUUGAUGAACCAAUUAAUGCAGUUAGUAAAAUACCUGAGCUGAAUAGUUUUGCCAAAAAGCCAAAAUUAGAUCUUCAAAAUUUGUCCUUUGAAGAUGGAAGUUACCAAGAACUUAAUACUUUGUCUAGGUGCUCUGAUGGUGACCAAAAUCAUCAAUCUAAUUCAGAAAAAGAAGAUACCAUCAGUGAUAGGGCUUUCAACUGUGAAGAAGAAAAUGAUGAUGUAUUAAACUUCUUUUUAGAUGAAAAAACAAAUGAAUUACUGAAUCAGUUUGCCUGUGAUGUAAAAGAGAAAUGGAAUUCAGAAACUGAGCUAAUUGGGCCAUCUCCUGAAUUCUCAUUAGGCAGGAUCCUUGACAAAAACCAAAGGGCUAUUUUACACAGUGCUAUUAGGCAGAAAUUUCCUUUCUUAAUAACUGUAGGAAAAAACAGUGAAGUUGUUAUAAAACCAAAUCUUGAGUAUAAAGAACUUUGCCAUUUGGUAUCUGAAGAAGAAGCACUUGACUUUUUUAAGUAUUUGGAUGCAAAGAAAGAAAAUUCCAAAUUUACCUUUAAACCUGAUGCAAACAAAGACCACAGAAAAGCUGUCCACCAUUUUGUCAAUAAGAAGUUUGGAAACCUUGUGGAAACCAAAUCUUUUCCUGAACAGACUUACAGUGCUUGUGAUCCAAAUGUAGUAAUAACAGUAAGAUUUCGGGAAAAAACAAAGCACAAGAAAAGAUCUCUUCUUGAAUGCCAGGAAAGAAAAGUGAUAUAUACAGCUUUUACCCUACGAAAGGAAAAUCUGGAGAUGUUUGAAGCAGUUGGUUUUUUAGCUAUCAAACUUGGUGUGAUUCCUUCGGAUUUUACUUAUGCAGGCCUUAAAGACAAGAAAGCCAUCACCUAUCAAGCAAUGGUUGUGAGAAAAGUGACUCCAGAGAGGUUGAAAAAUAUUGAAAAAGAAAUUGAAAAGAAAAGAAUGAAUGUGUUUAAUAUUCGAUCUGUUGGCAAGCCCCUUAGACUUGGACAGCUCAAAGGAAAUCAUUUUGAUAUUGUCGUCAGAAAUUUACAAAAUCAAAUAAAUGAUUCUGUAAAUUUGAGAGAGAGAAUUUUUGAGGCGAUAGAAAAUGUUAAGAAUAAAGGUUUCGUGAAUUACUAUGGACCACAGAGAUUUGGGAAGGGAAGGAAAGUUCAUACAGACCAAAUUGGAUUGGCUUUGCUGAAGAAUGAAAUGGUGAAGGCCAUAAAAUUAUUUCUUACACCAGAAGACUUGGAUGAUCCUGUAAAUAGAGCAAAGAAAUAUUUUCUUCAAACUGAGGAUGCUAAAGGCACACUUUCAUUGAUGCCUGAAUUCAAAGUUCGAGAGAGAGCGUUGUUGGAGGCAUUACAUCGCUUUGGCAUGACAGAGGAGGGUUGUAUCCAGGCAUGGUUCUCUUUUCCCCAUUCCAUGCGCUUAUUCUAUAUUCAUGCAUAUAGCAGCAAAAUUUGGAAUGAGGCAGCGUCUUACCGGCUUGAAACCUAUGGAUCAAGAGUAGUGGAGGGUGAUUUGGUCUGUUUGGAUGAAGAUGUUGAUGAGCAUUUUCCAAGUACUAAAGUUCAUCUGGUGACGGAAGAAGAGGAAUCAGCUAACACAUAUACAAUACACCAGGUGGUUCUUCCCGUACUUGGAUACAAUAUUCAGUACCCAAAGAAUCAAGUAGGGCAAUGGUACCAGGAAACACUUAGCAGAGAUGGACUACAGACAUGUAGGUUUAAAGUACCUACUCUGAAACUGAACAUACCAGGAUGCUAUAGACAGAUUUUGAAACAUGCCCAUAAUCUCUCAUACCAACUAAUGGGAGAUCAUGAUGUCAAAAUGGAAGGUUCCCACAUCGAUGAAUCAACUUUAUCUCUUUUGAUCUCUUUUAAUCUUGAUGCUUCAUGUUAUGCCACAGUUUGUCUGAGGGAAGUAAUGAAGUAUGACAUUUAAAACUGAUACCCUUAAAUAAAAAAAAACAAAACAAAACUGAUACCCUUGAUUAAUUGUGUGUGUGCCAGUCAUUGAAGGAAAGGUAGCUAAAAUUUCGUGACUGUCUACCAUAUGCCAAGAGCUUCGUAAUUGUUGUCUCCUUUGAUUUUUCACAGCAUCCUGAGAAGUUGGGGAAUUUGAUGCUUUAAAGUUCCAGGGGGCAUAUAGUAAGUAAGUGUCAGGGUCUGAAUUUAAGGUCUGUGUGAAAGCCUAUGUUGUUUCUAUUUUAUCAUGCUUCAGUGAAAUUUAUUCUAUGUCAUAAAGGUGCCAAUUGUUUUAAACUGUUAAUACCAUAUAUUGCUGUAAGCUAACACUUAAGAUAAAAAUUGUGAAAUAGUAUUCAUAUCCUCUAGCUCCUUGCUUAGAACACAGAUGAAACUAGAUUGCAUUGAAAUCAUUUAUGUUUGGAGAGAAACAGAUGAAGCAUUUUGCUAAUUAAUAAUGUCAUCAUGGGCUGGGGUUGUAGCUCAGUGGUAGAGCACUUGCCUAGCACGUAUGAGGCCCUGGGUUCAAUCCUCAGCACCACAUAUAAAUAAAUAAAAUAAAAAGUAUUGUAUCCAUCUACAACUAAAAAUAUUUUUUAAAAAAUAUCAUCCUUUUCUGUUUUUGAAAUUAUUGUUUAUAACUACAUAUGAGGAAAAUAUCGUUAUCCUUCUUUAUAAUAGCUAUCCCAGGUUAUUUAUUACCCCUUUAUGAAACAAAUAAUUGAUAAAACUUGAAAUAAAUAUUUUCAUAUAAUUUUUAUAUCCCCACAUAUAUUGAUCCCUAGCUUUUGGGGUUAUUAUCUAAAAUACAGACUUUAGAGUCAGAUCUCUACUUAGAUCCAGCUCUGAUAAAUUACCAAUGAAUUUGAUUCUUUUUUGAGAAUCAAGACAAUGUCAUCUUCAUAAGUGAUAAGUAAGAGGAUUAUUUUUACUUUUUCUGUUGCUAAAAGGAGAAAGCAUUUUGCCCAUUUCAAAAACUUAAUGUUUGUUGAUUUCACUGUCUCACAUCAUGAAUCAUUCUUUUUAAAAAUUAUUUUAUUUAUAUAUGACAGUGGAAUACAUUGCAAUUCUUAUUACACAUAUAGAGCACAAUUUUUCAUAUCUCUGGUUGUUUACAAAGUAUAUUCACACCAAUUAGUGUCUUCAUACAUACACUUUGGAUAAUAAUGUUCAUCACAUUCUACCAUCAUUUCUAGCCCCAUGCACCUUCCCUUCCCUCCCACCCCUCUACCCUAUCUAGAUUUGGUCUAUUCUUCCCAUGUUCCCUCUCCCUCCCCCACUAUGAAUCAACCUCCUUAUAUCAGAGAAAACAUUUGGCAUUUGUUUUUUUAGGAUUGGCUACCUUCACUUAGCAUUAUCUUCUCUAACUCCAUCCAUUUACCUUCAAUUGCCAUGAUUUUAUUCUCUUUUAUUGCUGAGUAAUAUUUCAUUGUGUAUAUAUGCCACAUUUUUUAAUCCAUUCAUCUACUGAAGGGUAUCUAGGUUGGUUCUACAGUUUCGCUAUUGUAAAUUGUGCUGCUAUAAAUAUAGUAUCAAUCCGAAUGACUUUUUGUCAGUUAAAUUGUGUUUGGGGGAGAAGGACAGAUAUGUUUUAAUUGAAAAGAGAAGAUCUGAGCAUCCUUUCAUUGCAUUAUAUCAUGAUGAAGUCUGGAAAACAGUAUGGAUCAUUAUAUAUUAAUAACAAGUCACUUUUAUCUACUUAAGUCAGUCUAACCAUUUAGGGAAAGUCAGCAUAAGAAAAUUCAAAAGAAGGGAAAAAACUCUUUGCAGUGCAAAAUUUGCUUGUUGCAGUAUUGUUCUAUAUGGUAAAAGAAAUCAGAAAUAAUUUCAAUGACUGCAUUAAAUAACCAAUAUAAAUAAAAUGAGAUAUACAAAUUGAUGGCAAACAUGUAGUUAUUAAAAAUCAUGAUGAAGGAUUUAGUAACAUUAGAAACUAUUGCUCCCCUAAAAGAUGCUACAAAUGUAAGUAAGUAACUUACAAAUGAGAGGCAUGUUGGCAUGGUGAUUAAAAGCACAAAUAUUGGAGACAAACUCCCCCAGUUUGAACCCUGGCUCUGCUAGUUAUAGCGUUGGGUAAGAUACUUAAGUUUCUGAGCUUCAGUUUCAACAUUUGUAAUAGGAAUGUUAAUAUAGACUUUACUCAGUGCAUAAGAUUUGUGUGCGGAUUUCAAGAGUACUAACUAAUAUAAGAAGUGCCUAACAAACAUUUAAGUUAUUAUAAAUAAAUGUCUUAAGGUGCAAGCUUGAAAGAGAAAAAAGAAAAGAAAAUGUUCGUUUAAGAUGAUGAAGUGUUUUUUUUUUUAAUACUGAAAAGUUACUGUUUUUGGAAUUUUAUAACUUGCCAAUAAAUAAAUCUCAAAACAAAAUAAUUGGAUAUUAUAGCACUAUUGAUUUUUUUAAAAUUGCCUUCAGAGUUUGUUUAUUGAGAAUGAAGUGAUGUUCUUCAGGUAGUAAAAUUUUUUUAUUAGGAAAAAAAUGUUUUAACUUUAUUUCAUAAGUUAUAUUCUGUAAAUGGAAUUAGAAAAUGAGUGUAUAAAUUACAAAAAUCUGGGGUUGGGGUUGUAGCUCAGUGGUGGAGUGCUUUCCUAGUAUAUGUGAAGCACUGGGUUUGAUUCUCAGCACCACAUAUAAAUAAAUAAAAGUAAAGUUCUAUCAACAAGGAAAAAUAUUUUAAAAAAAUUUUCUUGUAAAUGUUGAGUAUGAAAGGAAUAAAAUUUGCCAUCUUAUUUACUUUGCCUCUAGAUGGCACUGUAAUUUUAGCUAUCUUAUUUAUUUAUUUAUUUAGUAAAUAUUUCAGCCAUACAUGAAGGAAGAAAGAAUGACUUACUUUAUUUUAAGCUACUAUAAAAUAUAUUUAGAUAUUAUUCAUGUGGGAAAUCAUUUUUAUGUACCAAUAAUAUUUGCCUUGAUAAUUUUUUUUUUUCAGUUUAGGAAUUGUAUUAUUGUACUUUGGACUAACUGAUGACCAGUCACCCAGAUUUUUAUACUUUUUAUGGGAUAUUUCAGAUCUUCAUGAGCAUGACCUUUAAUUAGUUUCAGUUUUCAAGGUUGUAUUUGAAACUGAAUAAUAGUUUCUAUAGAUUAUUACAGGGAAACAAUUUUGAGUUCUUUUUAUUAAGAUAAAAACACCUGGAUGUUUUGUCAGUUGGAAAAAACUAAAGGUUACAUGUAACUUUUGAUCCAAUUGUCAUGUAUUGAGUGUCUGUUAUGCAAGUUUGUCUCAUUUUGUCCAUAUACCCACCCUAUGGGGAGGUAGCAUCCCCCUUCCCUCUUUUUUGUGGAUUAGAAACAUAUCUGAGUGUUAUUGACCUAUUUAAGGUCAAAGAAGGUAGUAUAUAGUUGAAUUUGAUUAUGCUUCAUAGAUCAGUACUAUUUCAUCUACUCAGUAUUUGCCUUCUGAAGACAGAGUUUUUAGAUAAGUUCAUUUCUGCUAGCUUGAUAUUACCUACCAUUAGUUAAUAGGCAUAUUGGAGUGUGUCUUGAAACAAGAUUUCUUUUGAGAUUCAUAACUAAAAUAGAAAUAAAAGAGAUCCUCCAGGAAAUUUCCAAAUCAUUUUGGAAUAUUUUGCAGAAUAUUUUGGGAUUUGUUUUGUAGUGAAAUGCAAAACCAUAUAGGUCCUAAGACGUUAUUUUAGAUAGUACCUAGUCCAAGUUAAAUAUCGUUGAAAAAGCAUAGCAAGGAAGUUGGAAUUCUCUUUUAGUCCUCUCAUCAAUUUUUCUGCUUAAACCUGAUUGAUACUAAUUUACAUAUAUUAGUAAUGCUUGCUGAUUUAAUUUUUUUUUAGCAGAAACAUCUAGGAUCUUAUGCUCAGGAAUAUCAGCAGCCAGCAAUAUCUAACUAGAAUUUAGUAAGAUUGCUUUGUUUUAUUGAAUGUGUUUUUCCACUUAAUGUGUAUUUAUGGCAAACAAUUUUGGUGUCUAGUCUAUGUGAUAAUACUGUAUUUCCUUUAAAACUAAAUUUAAUUUUAAAGAGGGAGAAUCAAUUGAAGGGUAUUCAGUAAAUAACAGUGAAAAUAUAGCAGUAAUUAUGAUGAUAAUAUGUGAAUGAUUAAAGUUUAAGAAAUACUGGUGUAGUUGAGAACUUUUAAUUCAGACAUGGGCUCCAAUACUAUGAAUAGAGGUACCUCUGAUCAAAAUUUAAAAAAUUAAAAGGCCUGAGGAUAUGGCUUAGUGAUUAAGCACCUCUGGUACCAAAAAAUUAAAAUAAAAUAAAAUUAUGAAUAGAGGUACUAAUGAUCACAUGUACCAUAUCUUAAAAUUUUACUGAUGAAAACCACCGGUGGCAGCUUGGGAGGCUGAGACAGGAGGAUCGCAAAUUCAAAGCUAGCCCCAGCAAAGGUGAGGCACUAAGCAACUCACUGAAACCCGGUCUCUAAAUAAAAUCGAAAAUAGGGCUGGGGAUGUGGCUCAGUGGGUUUGAGUGCCCCUGAGUUCAAUCCCCGGAGGGGAAAAAUUUUUUUUUUACUGAUAAGGAAUUCAUUUUAGAAAAUCCUGUGAAGCACUAAGAAUAGUGUCUGGCACCAAGUAAAACUCAGUAAAUUUCAUCAAGUGUUCUUAGAGUUAUUAUUACUUCUCUGUGCUCUCUUAUAAAAUUCUUAUUUAAUGACUUUCCAUUGAGAUCAAUGUGUUUUGUCAUAAAGUCAUUAAAAUUAGCUUUCACAGAAAGUUUUUUUUUAAAUAAGUGGAAAUGACUAUCUCUAAAUCUGGAGAUUCAGAAGUUCAUUCAAACUAUCUAGCAGUGUUUCCCAACAUUUUCCAUCUGGAAACAACCAUUAAGAGACCAAAAAGAGCAUGAAACGCUGCAUAACUAAAUGCAAAGUUUUUUUGUAUUAAUGAAAGGUUGGAAAAGAGAUUGGAGGAAUGCUCAAAAGGUAGCAAAAUGGGACAUUUUUUUCUCAACUUCUGAAAUGUUUGCAUUUUAUUUUAUUUUAAUUUUUUGGUACCAGAGACACUUAAUCACUAAGCCAUAUCCUCAGGCCUUUAAAUUUUUAAAUUUUGAAACAGGGUCUUUCUAAGUUGCUGAGGCUGGCUUUGAACUUGCAAUCUUCCUGCCGUAGCCUCUUGAGUAGCUGGGAUUACAGGUGUGUGCCAGUGUGCCUGGCUAAUAUGGUUGGGUAUUAAUUCUGCAAAUAAAAACCUUGAAGACUACUUGAGUUUCAGAAAGUAGAAGGUAAAAGAAUUGAUGGAUUAUGAUUGUGUUUAUUCAGAGUGGUUCUGGUAGUCCAUGCCAACAAAUAAUGCCAGGGAGAGAAUCUAUGCAUUAUACCUUUUAAUAGUGCCAAUGACAGCUUAGUACUCUAGUUUAAAAUUUAGUGCCUGUAUUAGGAAUUUUUUGUUUUCACAUUUCCGGUAGCAUCCAUCUUAGGGAGAGCUGAUGUCUAUGGAACUAUUUUAAUCUGGUUUUUUAAACCUUCUGCUUUACACUUUUUUUUUUUUUUUUGGCCACUAAGCAGCACCAAAUAUAAUAGUCUACAAAUACUUGAAUGACUCUAAAUUAAAGGCACUCUAUGAUCUGCAGUGAGAAAGACAAAUACAAGAUAAUAACCCUAUUUUUGAGGGGAUAAUAGUGUUAUAUUCUAUAGCUUUUCAUUUGAUUUGAAAUACACUUGCAAAUAUAAUAUGCAGACUAAAUGACAAAGAGAAAAAGAAGCAACAUCUUUAUAUUUUAUGGCUCACUAUAUGUUGCUUGUCCUCUCAGCACCCUAUUCUAAUCCUUAAAUGAUACUUAUAUUAGCAUUACUAAGAAGUUUGAGAUGUUCUUAAAAUAUAUUUUGAACUAUUCGGUCCAAAUGCUGCUUUCUAAAUAUCUACUGGUUUCAAGAAUGGGAAAUAAUGUUAAUGGAGUUAAUCUUGUGUAAUUUCAGUGUGGAUUGUCAGAAAUGCCUCGAAGUAAAGAAAAUGAGUCUAAUCUUCUUAAGCAAUUUAUUCUUUCAGAGACUUUGAGGCAGGACUCUCUAUUACUAAAGAAAUAUUUUGAUUAUGGGAAGAAGUCAGGAUAUCCAUGAAAUCAUUUAAAUGUAGACAUUGGAAAACAUUAAAAUUAUAAGAUAUAUUAAACUAUCUUCUUAAUUUUAAGUCUUCUUAAUCUUAAGUGUUCUUAAUAAAUACCCAACUCAGCCACAAAUGUUGAAAUAAAACCCUGUUAUAAGGAGGAAAAUUAAACAAUGAAGGCAAAAUUAGAGCUAUUUGGUUGUUUUAAAAGGGAAAAGAUCAAUGAGCUGGUCAAUUCUUAGCUGAAGGUGUUUGGGCAUCAGGAUCUGGUUGAGAAUGGAAGGGGAUAGGAACUCAAUUCUUUUUUUUUUUAAAUUUUUUAUUGUUGGCUGUUCAACUCAAUUCUUUAUGCUUUUAUACUAAGCCACCCUUUUUGCAGUAAGCCUUAGUGACAUUUUCUUAGACUGGUUAGGUCAGGAUUCUGAAUUUUUUACUACAAUAGGGUUUAACCUUAACUGAUUGUUUCCACCCCAACCCCCGGUCAUAAAAGACUAGUGUUCUUUUCUAAAAAGGGAAGGUGAAGAUUCUGUUAAAACCUAUAAUUCCCCUUAGGUUAUAAUAAAAUGGAUUUUUUUUUUGCACAUGAUUUUCAAGAGGAACCUAAUUUUAAUUACAUUUUUUAAUGCUAUGUAAACAAUAAAGCAGUUUUCACAUAGGGGAACACUUAUUCUGAGUUCAAAGAGCAUUCUCUUUGAAUUUCAUAGUGAAACCUUUGAUGACUCUAUUUUCUAUGUUCAUAUCUUCUUUUCUUUAGAUUAUUGUGCUAAUUAUCUAACUGGGUGGUCUUUAUUCUUUAUUCUAGCCAGUCUAUCUUCUACACUAAUGUCAGUAAUUUUUCUAAAAGUAGAAAAUCUGAUCUUGUAAUUAUUUUUAGGCUACAUAAUGUUUCAGUAUUAAUGGAAUAAAAGUCAAAACCCCUCAAAGUAGCACAUGUAGACAGGAUGUGAUAAGAAAUUUUAUGCCAAAAUUUAGGUAAAAUGGAAAGCUCAUUAAAAAUGUAAUUUAGUGAUAUUAUGUCACCAAAAUAUACUACAAUUGAAUAAUCUUACAACCAUUAAAUGAACCAGUUUCCUAACAUUUUUCUGUAUAGAAAAAUUUAACCCUGGAUGACUUUAAUGACUGGUUCUACUAAAUAUUCAAAAGUGAUGAAUUAGAAUCUGUACAAACUCUUCUAGAGAUUAGAAAAAUGUGGAACAGUCCCCAACUUAUUUUAUGAGGCCACAAGUCUAAUAUAACAUUGUUGGCAUUCAAGAAAUUCUUCAUAAAUCCUCCCUACUAACAAAUCCCCACCCACGAAGUUAUCUUUAUUCCAGCUUUAAUCAUAACUUUCUUCCUUUUCUUUAUAGCUUCACUACCUCUAUAUUCAUUUACAUAUAAAAUUGUAUAGGUUAGCCCAUUUUUAAACUUUGUGUGAAUGGAAUCAUACACAUCUUUAUUUGUGUCUUGUUAUAAUAUUAUUUGUUAAUAUAUUGUAAAUUUUUAUUUUCAGACUGUCAUGCAACUUGGAUGUGGUUACAUAAAUACAUGCUUUUAAAAUAUUCUUUAAAGUUCACAGACAAACACAUAUUGGGCUUGCAUUUUAAGCAUUUUAGGGCAUAAUAGUCUUUGAGAUAACUUCUAAACACAGCAAAGGAAGAAAACAUAAUGAAAUUUUUGCUUAUGGAAUAGAAAAAAGUAUUUUCAAACUAUGCAUCUAAUAGGGGAUUAAUAUUUAAAAUAUAUAAAAGCUCAACCCCAUAUCAAGAAAGCAAAUAACUAAAUUUUAAAAUAGGCAAAGGCCAGGUACAGUGAUGCAUUCCUAUAAUCCCAGUGACUCAAGUGGCUAAGGCAGGAAGAUUGCAGAUUCAAGGCCUGCCUCAGAAAUUUAGCAAGAUCCUGUCUCAAAAUAAAAUAAUAAUAUAAUUUAAAAAAGGACUGGUGAUACAGCUUCUUUUCAAUCCCCAGCACCUCUCCAAAGUGGACAAAGGGCUCUAGUUAACAUUUCUUAAAAGAAAACAAAUGUUCAAUGAGCUUAUCAGAAAACAUUUAACAUCCUGAUCAUCAGGGAAACAUAAAUUAAUAUUACAAUGAAAUAUGACUUCACACCUUUUAGGAUGGCUAUCAUAAAAAAUGAAAGAUAACAAGUGUUUGAGAAGACCUGGAGAAAGAGAACCCUUAUACACUGUCGAUGGGAAUGUAAAUUAGUUUAACCAUUAUGAAAAAUAGCAUGGAGUUUACACACACACACACAAAUACUACCAUAUAAUUCAGCAAUCCCACUACUGGGUGCAUUUACAAAGAAAAUGAAAUCAGUAUGUCAGAAAGAUAACUGAAUUCCCUCAUUCAUUGCAGCACUAUUUAUAAUAGCUAAAUAUUUAUAAUAGCUAAGGUGUAAGUGUCCAUCAGCAGAUGAACAGAUAAGAAAAUAUGGUAUGUAUAUACAGUAGAAUACAAUUGUGCCUUUAAAAAGAAGAGUGUUUUGUUAUUUGUGAAGACAUGGAUGGUUCUAGAGGACAUUAUGUUAAGUGAAAUAAGCUAAACAUAGAAAGACAAGUACUGCCAUGAUCUCAUAUGUGGAGUCCAAAAAAGUUGAUCUCAUACAAGUUGAGAGUAGGAUAGUGGUUACCAGAAACUGAAAAAGGAUGGAGGGUUCAGGGGAUGUUGGUCAAGGAAUACAAAAUUUCAGUUGGACAUGAGAAACAAGUUCAAAAACCUGUUGUACAACAUGGUGACUAUAGUUAGCAACAAUGUAUUGUACACUUGAAAAUUGCUGAGACUAGAUUUUAAUUGUUCUCACCACACACACUAAAAUGAGGUAAUGCGUAUGCUAAUUUAGC